Messenger RNA from Saccoglossus kowalevskii, 3760 nucleotides. RefSeq names its product steroid 17-alpha-hydroxylase/17,20 lyase-like. Gene Ontology annotation, biological process: progesterone metabolic process; hormone biosynthetic process. The record is from RefSeq and is a predicted model, not a curated record. Lineage: Eukaryota; Metazoa; Hemichordata; Enteropneusta; Harrimaniidae. Gene Ontology annotation, molecular function: steroid 17-alpha-monooxygenase activity; iron ion binding; heme binding.
AAUUGAAACACCGUGGUGUUAAUAUCACCCUCGUCGUUCGGCGCACUAACUUAUUGCAGUGACGUCAUCUAGGAAUAACCGUGACGGCAGUGAACAGUGCGCAGCCUGAAUAGUGGGAGUGGACAGACGUGGAGAAAUCGCCGGUAUUUACAAGGGACAAGGUAGACAUGACAACGAACGUGUAUCCCGACGGACCCGUCAGCUUGCCGUUUAUAGGCAAUAAGUUGCAGCUUGGAAAGGAUCCACAUCAAAAGUUACGUGAAAUGAGUAAGAAAUACGGCAAAAUUGUAAGUGUGAAGUUCGGAGAUAAAGAGGCCGUGGUGCUGAAUUCCAUGGAACUCCUACGGGAAGCCAUGGUGCAGAAGGGACAGGAUUUCAAUGGUCGACCCCCACUCAGGUUGUACGAGGAGCUGGCAUCAAAAAGCAACAAAGGGUUACGAUUAGCGGAGGAGCCGUACUGGAGGGUCAGUCGUAAAAUCGCCGAUUUAGCUCUGAAAAUAGUAGGCCACGAGAAAUGGGAAAAAAUAAUUGAAGAUGAAGCAAAGACACUUAUAGCGACCUUGAAGGACGUGGAAGAGCGUCGUUUUGAUCCAGCUCCAGAUAUCGACUUUGCCGUCACCAAUGUUAUGUGCACGGCACUGUUCAGUACGCGUUAUAAACGAGACGACAAGGAAUUCCUGAUGCUUUAUCAGAAUCAACGCGUAAUAAACGAAAAUAUAUGGAAGAAUUCCCCUCAAGACUACUUCUCAUUCAUCAAACAUCUACCAGAUUCGGAUAAAACGACAGAUUUCCGCCUGGCUGUGGCCGCGCGUGAUGCCUUCUUUCAUCGCAAACUCAUGGAGCACAAAUCUACGUUUCAGCACGACCGAAUACGUGACGUCACAGAUGCUCUGAUAAAAGCCAGGAUGGAGAUGCAAGCAGAGAUCCCUGAUAUUAACAUCAGUGAUGAAUAUCUAGAGCUUCUUAUUUGGGAUUUAUUUGAUGGCGCCUGUGCAACGACUUCAGCAGUGCUGAAAUGGACAUUGGUAUACAUGCUGAACUUCCCUUCCGUGCAGGAAAAAGUCCACCAAGAACUACAGGAUGUGUUGGGAGAUGACCCAGUAUCCAUUGCUGACAGAGUACGGUUACCAUAUCUACAGGCUUCGAUUUUAGAAACCUUACGACUCUCUCCGCCGUUGCCGCUUACAGUGCCGCACAGGACCACGCUGUCCACUAAAAUUGGUCAGUUUACAAUACCAAAAGACACGAUAAUUGUUUCAAAUCUGUGGGCCAUGCAGCGUGACCCCGAUGUAUUCUUAGAAGCCGAAGUGUUCACGCCGGAUCGAUUUAUUGAUCCUGAUACUAAUCACCUCUUUCCGUUGAGCUCCAUGAACUUUCAGCCGUUUGGUGCUGGGCCACGUCGCUGUCCAGGCGAGUCGUUCGCCAUGAUGCAGCUAUUUUUAUUCAGUGCCUUCUUGUUGCAUCAGUACAACGUGGAACUACCUUCAGGCGCCGCAAUGCCGGCAACUACAGGCGAACUCCAAAAAGUACUUCAGCCAGAACCGUUUCAAGUCCUUUUGCACAGUCGCUAACCCGUGUGAGCUGAGUGGGUGGACAAAGUCAGUCGCAAAAUGAGUGCAUAACUCAGCUGGUGCACGCGAUGUUCGAUACAUGUACAUAUUAUGUAAAUAUGACGAUUUGUGAUGGGUACAGUUAAGAUUAGCCACUAAAGCAGCCUCCCGAUGGAAUAAACAUGAUCUUUUUAUACGAUUAAAUAUUUCGUAGAAAAAGAAAUAAGAAUUACUGGUAUCCCAAAUAAGAACUGAUAACUUUGUACCAAGGUAUGCGAUUAAUCAUCACAGGGUGACUUACGACGUUGCUUGGAGACGAAUUGCCAUUUUCUUUCUAAAGAUGUGAGAAGUAACACUCUGUGAAACAAACCAAAGUAACUUGUCAUCUCGCGUCAUUAGCGACGGGGGUAUAUUAGCACUACAUAUGCCUUAGGCAGUAUUACACAAGCAUUAUGGGUACUUUACUCUAUGCCUUCUAAACUACCUACGCGAUCUACUCAGGUAAUCUCCCUAGAAGCAGAUUGUAAAUCUCCUGAGAUGCUACAUCGCGCAAUACAACAAUCGAAGACGUGCUUUCAAUUUUAAAGACCCGAAUGUAGAUAUCUCACUACUACUAGAGAGAGUAGGGCAGAGCAGCAUUAUGAAAUCUUUGUUUCACUUUCAAGGCGUUUGACGUUUGAAUUGUAAAGGCGCUGUCUUUGGGAUUCAAGAGGGGACUGAGUGUCCUAUUGCCGGGGUGGAUUUACGAUCGAUAUAGUAACAAUCUCAUAUUUAACCUUAUAUUUAUUAAUAGUGGGCACAUAACAUGACUACGUAGGUUCAGUGUUUUAUGCCUAUUUUCACAAGGAUGAAUUUUGCUUGACUAUGAACUUACACAAAUUGUUUUAAGUUUAGUUUUAGUAUAUUUAUGGCUGCAAUUUUCCUAUCGGCCACUGAAAAAAGUUGGGCAAUUAUCAUUGUAGUUGGGUUCUCAAUUUCAUCGCAAAUUCAUUGAAUUAAAGCGGGGGUCGUCACCUGCGCAUACGGCAAACGGCCAUAGCGUGUCGUUGUUUACAAACAAGCGUCUAUCGUCGUCACUUGGGACUCAAUUCCCGCGCAUGCGCAGGUGACGGCCCCUCCGCUUUAAGUAUUGGAGCCCUUCUAAGUUUACCCACUGGGUUUUCAAUUUUUUUAGAGACGAUUUCCGGGGCGAGACCCAGAUCCCUUUACCGUAACAAUGUAUGCCCAUUAAAUGUAUUGAUUGCAUUUCUUUGUUUUACGCCCGGAUGAAUUGACAAACAAAUGACGUCACAGCCCGUCGGACUAUUUAGUCGAAAUUACUAGUAAUUAGUGCUACAGUGAUCGACUGCCCUCUAACUCACGGGCUUUGAACGAGAACAUGACAGAAGCGCGUCGGCGAUGGCGUACUAACUACUAGUAUCUUAUGACUGACACAGCACUUCACCUACUUGCGUUAUUUUUAGUAUGAAUACUUGAUGGUAGGUGCAUAUUUGUAACUACAUUUGUAAUGAAUCGCGUGACUAAAUUAGAUCUGCCAACUCACUGUGUCGGUACCAGUUACACGGAGUCCCAAAAUCCUCAGCACAGAAACUCAAGCACUAUAAUAUAUCCACCCACUGUUUCAUUCAAUUCAGUUCCAUAUGUAUACGCGGGACAGGCAUUGUAACUCCAAAUAGGAGUUCGAAUAACUGAAGUGAAAAUGUAAUAGAAUGUUCGUGAUUGAUAGCUUCAUUUUAUAUCAUGCUCGUUAUGGCCGCCUUUAUAUAAAUUGUGUUUCGGUGUAUUUUUAUUUCAUUUUUAAAGUUAAAAAAAAACAAAAAACAAAAACAACAACAGUCAAUUUAAUGUAAUUCAUUAUGAAAUAAGGGGCUAUGACGAAUUUGAUUAUAUCGGUCAAAUAUUUUCACAUAAUGUGCCCUGUAACCGGUAGUGACGUAAUAGUAGUAAUCCAUCACGCUAAAAAAAAUAGUGCGAAAUAGAUAACACCACAUUCGGAAUAUCCACCCGCAGCCAUUUUAUUUACAAAGACAAGUUUAGUUUCAAUUUCAAUAUAAAUGACACUGCGAUCAUGGUUACAUUACUUGUCACGACACAGAUGACUAGGUUUAUUUGUUCACAAUUAUUGUUUUGAUGUUUAACUUUUAAAAAAUCGGCUGUUUUGUUUAGAAUCAAGAAUUGAUGAUAUGUGUGUAUUUAUGUAAGGGUGUAUA